UCCCCGCCCGCGCCGGCCCCAGGCAGCACUCGCGAACAGCGGCGGCCGCGGCCGGCGGCCGAGAGGGGAGAAUGCGGCGGCGCUCGCGGAUGCUGCUCUGCUUCGCCUUCCUGUGGGUGCUGGGCAUCGCCUACUACAUGUACUCGGGGGGCGGCUCCGCGCUGGCCGCGGGCGCGGGCGGCGGCGCCGGCAGGAAGGAGGACUGGAAUGAAAUUGACCCAAUUAAAAAGAAAGACCUUCAUCACAGCAACGGGGAUGAGAAAGCACAAAGCAUGGAGACCCUUCCUCCAGGAAAAGUGCGGUGGCGGGACUUUAACCAGGAAGCUUACGUCGGAGGGACAAUGGUCCGCUCCGGGCAGGAUCCCUACGCCCGCAACAAAUUCAACCAGGUGGAAAGUGAUAAGCUGCGGAUGGACAGAGCCAUUCCUGACACCAGACACGACCAGUGUCAACGGAAGCAGUGGCGAGUGGACCUGCCAGCCACCAGCGUGGUGAUCACGUUCCACAAUGAAGCCAGGUCGGCCUUGCUGAGGACAGUGGUCAGUGUGCUUAAGAAAAGCCCUCCCCACCUCAUAAAAGAGAUCAUCUUGGUGGAUGACUACAGCAACGACCCUGAAGACGGGGCUCUCUUGGGGAAAAUUGAGAAGGUGAGGGUUCUCAGAAAUGAUCGGCGAGAAGGCCUGAUGCGCUCGCGGGUCCGGGGGGCCGACGCGGCCCAGGCCAAGGUCCUGACAUUCCUGGACAGCCACUGUGAGUGCAACGAGCACUGGCUGGAGCCCCUCCUGGAGAGGGUGGCCGAGGACAGGACUCGGGUCGUGUCCCCUAUCAUCGAUGUCAUUAACAUGGACAACUUUCAGUACGUGGGGGCAUCCGCUGACUUGAAAGGCGGUUUUGACUGGAACUUGGUCUUCAAAUGGGAUUACAUGACCCCAGAGCAGAGGAGAUCCCGGCAAGGGAACCCGGUCGCCCCCAUAAAAACCCCUAUGAUUGCUGGCGGGCUCUUCGUGAUGGACAAGCUCUACUUUGAAGAACUGGGGAAGUAUGACAUGAUGAUGGACGUGUGGGGAGGAGAAAACCUGGAGAUCUCGUUCCGCGUGUGGCAGUGUGGUGGCAGCCUGGAGAUCGUCCCCUGCAGCCGCGUGGGACACGUGUUCCGGAAGCAGCACCCCUACACUUUCCCAGGUGGCAGUGGCACGGUCUUUGCCCGUAACACCCGCCGGGCAGCAGAGGUCUGGAUGGAUGAAUACAAAAAUUUCUAUUACGCAGCAGUGCCUUCUGCCAGAAACGUUCCUUAUGGAAAUAUUCAGAGCCGAUUGGAGCUCAGGAAGAAACUUAGCUGCAAGCCUUUCAAGUGGUACCUGGAAAAUGUCUACCCAGAACUAAGGGUCCCUGACCACCAGGAUAUAGCUUUUGGGGCCUUGCAGCAGGGAACCAACUGCCUGGACACUUUGGGACAUUUUGCUGAUGGUGUCGUUGGAGUCUAUGAGUGUCACAAUGCAGGGGGGAACCAGGAAUGGGCCUUGACGAAGGAGAAGUCGGUGAAGCACAUGGACUUGUGCCUGACGGUGGUGGACCGGGCACCCGGCUCUGUCAUAAAGCUGCAGGGCUGCCGAGAGAACGACACCAGACAGAAGUGGGAACAGAUCGAGGGCAACUCCAAGCUGCGGCACGUGGGCAGCAACCUGUGUCUGGACAGCCGCGCGGCCAGGAACGGGGGCCUGAGCGUGGAGGUGUGCGGCCCCGCCCUGUCUCAGCAGUGGAAGUUCACGCUCAACCUGCAGCAGUAGGCGGAGCCCGCCGGGCCGCGGCAGCCCGGCCCCCACGCCGGCUGAGUCUGGAGGUCACGUUCUUGAUUACGUUUCUUAAACUUUCUGCGAAACUAUAUACCUCAGUAUUCCAUCAUGGUCUGAAAGUCGGAGAACUUGUGCGAGGCACGGGGCCUGGGCGGACACCGAAGAGGCCCGGAAAGAGAACCGCUCUCCUCGCCCCCCGGGAGGCGGCCAGGCCCCUCCUCCGAGGCCGCGGCCGCCCGCCCCCCAGGACGGCCAAGGCGCCGCCCCAGCGCGGACCAGUGCGGGGCAGGGAGGGCGGAAGGGGGGCUGUUGCUGCGUCACCGCGAGGAGAACUCUUUUGAAAUCUCCAUUUUUGAUCCCAUCGAAAUCACGUCUGGUUUCCACAACAGCGAACCAAGUCAUUUUGCAGGUUUACGUUGUAUUCCCCGUCCCUGCUCCUCUGUUCCCAGCUGUCCUCCCAGCACAGGCCCCCUCUUCCACGUGACGUCCUUGCUCUAUUUGAAUAUGAACUUUUCUAUGGUGGGACACUAAAUAUAAAUAUAUAUAAAGAAAGAAUGUACGGUCAGUUCCCUAUGGUUUCUUAGGUUGUCCUCGUCUUGUAAAUUGCCCACACAACAGUUAGUUCACGGCCAGAAGGAAGAGGGAGGGGGGCCCUUGGGGGGGUGGGGAAGGCGGGCUCUGUUGCCCCCCCGGAACCCCAUCAGUGAGCAGGUGCUACGGGGUCGCUCGGGGCUUCCCUGUCGCUGGGCUCCAGGAGGCUAGGGGUCCUGAGGGGAGGGGUUGCGGACUGCCAGCCUCAGCCCGGGCACCUCUGUCGGGUUCAGCUUGGGAGUCACUGCUAAGUGUGGGCAUCCACCUUCUGUGCCCUUGGUAUCUGGAAACCUGGAUGGGCUACUUAUUUUGACAGACAUUACUUUGGGUCUUUUUGAAUUAAAUUUCUUUUCUCUUAGGGAAAAAACAAAAACCCAGCAGCCUCCCAGCUCCCAGUAGGCGACAGUAGGAAGCUGUCCUAGGCUGGCAUUGGGCGAAUCGUGAGUGUCCCAUGAGCUGGUCCCUGGGCUCUGGAAUCUGGCCUGCCCACACCGUCCCUCCCAGGCCCAGGUGUCUGCUUUGGGUCAUGGGGCAUUGGGUCAAGAGUUGGGAGGGGCGGAAACCAUCCAAUGCCUGAUCAGCUGACAUGGAGGAUUCUGGACACAACACAGGAGGCGUGUGCGUUAGGAAGCAGAGAUCAGUAUAACCACAAGCCAGUUAGGAACUAAGUCGUGACAGGGUGAGGUGCCCAGCAAUGUCCCUGCAGAGCCCGCCUUGCCUUUGCAGUGGCCCCGCAUGCCGUGACAGGGCAGUGCCCGGCCCCCUACGGAGUGGCCCUCCUGCACACAUGCGGUCUCACAGAGGCUGGCCACCCCAGGCCACCCCCAGCUGCUGCGGAGUGGGACGUGCAUCAGAGAUGCACAUCCUCAGGCCCCUUCGGGGAGGGCCCGGGGGGGUCACAGAGUGAGAAUUGGCCCCAGAAGAUUCUGCGAAGUGCCACUCUGUUCCCUGCCCGUUUCUUCUAGGCAAGGGGACGCUAUUGGUCUUUCUUCCUUCGCUGCAAAAGGCCCACGUGUGUUUGCUCUAGGUCACCGGGAUCGGGUGUAGAGGCAUGGCUCAGGGACUGUCCUGCGGCUUCCUUUUUGCCCUCUGCCCAGCAACCGGAUGUACCUUCAGUGGACAGGGAGGCCACAGCGGGAUUACCUGUGCACACCUGUGUCUUCGGAGGCUGGUCUGACUACAGGGAGGCCCCGGGGUGAGGGCCAGGUACCUGUGCAAGGCUGUUGAAUGCAGGUGGGGCAGGAGGAACCGGACUCAGCCCGAGCACCUGGGUCCCAUCAUAAGGCCCUGUCCCCUGUGAGCCACUGCCAGUGUUUGCAAAAAGUACCCCAUGGCUAGCAAACAAAUUUGGCUUUGAUGUAAAACAAAUUCGAGUCAGGUUCUUGAUGAGUCCUUCCCCCACAUACCCCCGCCCACCCAGAACUCUCAUCGAGCUUGUACCAUGGGGACGGGCCCACCCGGCCCCGCUGGGGUCGCUCCCCGUCCCUGAGCUGGGGCUGGGGGGGGGGGGGGCUGGCGGCCUCGGACCCCGUGGGCGGGCGUUGUGAGCAGAAGUGGGGCUGGGAGGGCUCCCUGGAGGUGAGCUAUGUUUACAAGACAACAGUGUGCCAAAGUGACUUACUGCGGUUGCAUUAUCUCUUAGUCAUCGGGACGAUCCCACCCUCUCACUCCUGUUUUUACAAGUACAGAUUCUUUCCUAAGAGCCCUUUGAGCAAAGCGUGGCGAAGCUAGUUGUCCUCUCUGUGGUGGUCUUUCUUAUGUCUUCAUCAAAGCUAAAAUGAUGGUCUCUGUGAGUAUGUUUUGCAAAUUCAAAAUAUAGUUUGGUAAUUUUUUUUCCAGUUGAUUUUUAAAAAGAACUGCUGUACAGAGCUUGUACUUUGUCCAUUUUAUAGAUGGAAACCAUCCUUGAAAAUUGUUUAACUUAAAUAAAGAGAAGAUACUUUAUAGA
This is a messenger RNA of Neomonachus schauinslandi (Hawaiian monk seal), 4332 nucleotides long. RefSeq names its product polypeptide N-acetylgalactosaminyltransferase 2 (gene GALNT2). NCBI's taxonomy places the organism in Eukaryota, Metazoa, Chordata, Mammalia, Carnivora, Phocidae. The transcript has 16 exons. The record is from RefSeq and is a predicted model, not a curated record. Bases 72 to 1787 code for a protein of 571 amino acids. Gene Ontology annotation, cellular component: Golgi apparatus.